This is a messenger RNA of Stylonychia lemnae, 1290 nucleotides long. NCBI's taxonomy places the organism in Eukaryota, Ciliophora, Spirotrichea, Sporadotrichida, Oxytrichidae. The record is from the annotation of a GenBank genome assembly.
AUGAAAGAGUAGCAUAAAUUUACAGGCUUUUUGAACCAAUAAAAGUACUCUUCCCCCUCUAGACUUACAACUCUAAUGCUUCUCCUGGCUCUUUCUCAGAUCAUUCAAGCUUAGAAUCAAGAAUCUAACGGAUAAGAAGUUGCUUAAAAUACCAAGGACUUUAUCAAAGCAUUUAUGAAAGGCUUCCUAGGCGACAAUAGUGUGAAUAAUCAUGACUAAAAUCGCUUUGAUUCUAUUUUAUUAGGGCAAACUACAAAUCCUACUACAAUUAUAGACUAUAAUUUCAACCUUUUCGACCAGUUUUUGCAAGGUUUCAAAGCUACUACUUUUUCAAGUAACUUUUAUACAUGCUCUUCGAAAAUGAGACUAACCGCUAAUUAGUACAACUAAACCACAAUUGCCAAUAAAAAGAAUAAUGUGAAAGCUGUUGAUUAGUUGAUAUUUAGUUAUACAACCGUGUUGAGUACUACUACAGCUGACGCAGUUGGUGAGUGUUACACUACUGGCUAUAACGUUUAUAGCUAUUUCCUAAACAAAUUCUCACAAUUCAACAAUGGCUUUGUUUCUAUAAUGGAGGCUUUCCUUUAGAACCUACUGGGUAAUGCAAUUACUUUCAAUAAUUUGUAUAAUUCUAUCACUGCAGCUUAAAAAUCAAACAACACUAUGCAAGUUUACUUUUAAAUUGGAAGAUUACUGAAUCUGAUUCUAAUCUUUGAUCCUAUUGAAGAUUCACCACUAAGAUUAAAAGAGAGCAUACUAUCAGGGCAUGACGUAUUCACCCCUAAGUAUAUGGUGGAAGCAGAAUCAAUUUCUACAAUAUAUGCAAAAGCAUCAGCAUUUGGCUUUCAAUUUUUAAAUCAAUCAGUUGGAACCUCAUCUCCUAAUUCAUCCAUUUGUAAUGGAAAUAUCACUGUUCUUCAGAGGUCAAUUUAGCAGAUAAGAACUUAAGUGUAGUUCUAAUAUUAUGAUCAAAUGGGGAAGACUCUUAAGGAGUUGAUACAAACUACAGGUCCUUUGACAUAUGGAUGUUACUACAGUCUUUUCGAAUACUAUCAAAUAGUUGGAGACUAUUUCUCCACCGUAAUCAAUAUUGAUAAAACCUUCUACAAUGUAGUGCAUAAUCUUGGAAAAAUCUAUGAUAACACUGUAGAUAUUGUUGACAUCUUUAGGAAAGGAGACCCUACUACUGAGAACUAUUGGAAAAAUCUUGGCUACUACUUUGGAGAUUCUCUCAAUCAAGUUUUCUAUAAGCCAGAAAAUUAUGAUCCAUACAAAAAACCAACAAUAUGA